UUCAGGCGGGUGUGGUCAGUGACGUACGGACUCUCAGAUAAGUACGAGCGUCCAGUGUCAGACGGAGCAGAGCACACUUUAACAUGUAUCCUGACAGCUCAUCAAAACACUGGCCAUGUCCCCACUACACAGGCUUUAACAGCGAUCAAAUCAAGCAAUAAAAUUAUCUUUUGGGAUUUCUUUUCGACUCAGAAAUAAAGCCUUACAGUGGACCAUCUCACGAUCAUCUAAACAUCGAUCGCAACAGGUACUUGUGCUCUGUGCAGGGUAUGUUUUGGCCAGUUGCCUGUCUGCACUAAAACAAGGGUUCAAAAGUCCUCGGCUGACUCACAGUUGGCAGUCCAGAGAGACAGUGUGGCUAACUGCCUCUCUCGCAAGUACAGUCUACAACACUGUAUAGGCUGCAUCAGGUUUCAGUAUCGAUGACUGAAGAGUUCAACAUGACUUACAUCAACAGCUCCCUGUUGAUGAUACGGCAGCACUGAACUCGUCCGCCUUCGCCAUGUCCGUGUAUCCUGAGGGAGACAGUCCUCUACUUCAGCUGCAGGAAGUGGACUCCAGCAGGGUUGGAGGUCAUGUCCUCUCUCCUGCCUUUAACUCCUCUUCUCCAUCUCUGCCGGUGGAGAGCCACCCCAUCUGCAUCCCAUCACCCUACACAGACCUCAGCCAUGACUUCACCACUCUGCCCUUCUACAGUCCCGCUCUGCUGGGUUACGGCGCAGCGCCUCUGUCCGACUGCCCAUCGGUGAGGCAGUCGCUAAGCCCCUCCCUCUUUUGGCCACCUCAUAGCCACGUUUCCUCAGUUGCAUUGCAUCAGCAACAGACUCGACUACAACAAAACCAUCCAACUGGUGGGAGUUGGGCAGAACUUACGCCACAUGAUCACAGCGAAGAGGAAAACUGCAAACCUCUGGCGAAGAGGGUAGCAGAUGCAGAGGAGACUUCUGCCUCUUUGAGAGGUAAAGCUGACAUGCACUACUGCGCCGUCUGUAGCGAUUAUGCCUCUGGGUAUCAUUAUGGAGUGUGGUCAUGUGAAGGAUGCAAAGCCUUCUUCAAGAGAAGUAUACAAGGACACAAUGACUACAUCUGCCCUGCCACCAACCAGUGCACCAUUGACAAGAACCGCCGCAAAAGCUGCCAGGCCUGCCGUCUGCGAAAAUGUUAUGAAGUUGGAAUGAUGAAAUGUGGGUUACGGCGAGAUCGUGGCAGCUACCAACAAAGAGGAGCACGGCAGAAGCGAUUGGCGCGGUUCUCUGGCAGGAUGAGAACAUGUGGCCCAAGAUCCCAAGAAAUCAAAAGUGUCCCACGUCCCCUCGGUGGAAAUAAGGUGGUUAGCAUAGCAUUGAGCCCUGAGGAACUAAUCGCUCGAAUCAUGGAUGCAGAGCCACCCGAGAUUUAUCUCAUGAAUGACGUGAAGAAGCCAUUCACUGAGGCCAACAUCAUGAUGUCACUGACCAACCUGGCUGACAAAGAGCUCGUUCACAUGAUCAGCUGGGCCAAGAAGAUCCCAGGUUUUGUGGAGCUCAGUCUUUUUGACCAGGUCCAUUUGUUGGAGUGCUGCUGGUUAGAGGUGCUGAUGCUGGGACUGAUGUGGCGAUCCGUUAAUCACCCUGGAAAGCUCAUUUUCUCCCCAGACCUCAGUCUCAGCAGGGAUGAAGGCAGCUGUGUGCAGGGGUUUGUGGAGAUCUUUGAUAUGCUGCUGGCAGCCACGUCCAGGUUCAGAGAACUGAAGUUACAGAGAGAGGAGUAUGUGUGUCUCAAAGCCAUGAUCCUGCUCAACUCCAACAUGUGCCUGAGUUCGUCGGAGGGAGGAGAGGAGCUGCAGAGCCGGUCGAAGCUGCUGUGUCUGCUGGACUCGGUGACGGAUGCUCUGGUGUGGGCCAUCUCUAAGACAGGCCUGAGCUUCCAGCAGCGCUCCACCAGACUUGCUCAUCUGCUCAUGCUGCUCUCCCACAUAAGGCACCUCAGUAACAAAGGCAUGGACCACCUCCACUGCAUGAAGAUGAAGAAGAUGGUUCCUCUGUAUGACCUGCUUCUGGAGAUGCUGGACGCUCAUAUCAUGCACAGCUCCCGUUUGUCUCACUCCGCCCCUCGAGCGGCUCCCAGUUCCCAGCAUGGAGGGACCUUAGGAACCUAAACCAUUUCUGCGCUGAAGAAUGAUCUAUAGUUUCGGGAAGAUGGACAACAAAAACAGCCACACAAAAGAGUGGAAUAGGAUUUCUCAAGAUGAAAAAAACAUUUUUCUUUUUUGCUGUGAAAUUCUGUUUUUACAGAACUCAUUCUGAACACAACUGUUUGGUUUUAUGUGAAAAUUAAAUUUUUUUAAAUACCUUUCCAGAAUUUCAGAACUGAUAAAUUGCUGGUCAUUUGAAAACUGUUUACUCUGUUUUUAGAUUUUGAAUUUAAUUUUUUUUUUUUUUAUGUAACAGGCAGUGAGAGCACAUGCACCCAUUCCCAUGAAAUCUGCACCACGAUGAAAUGUACAGUUUCUACUUUACCAUUUUCUCUUUCUAAACAGUACGUUUGCAACUCUCGCUUUUUGUAAAAGAAAAACAGCAUCGCACUGAUGCCCUCAUCAACUGUAGCAACUGCUGUAGAUAGAGCAAUUAUUGAUGACACAGAUCAGAACAAACAGAUCAGACUCCUUCACUUACAAAACGACAGUAUGGACAGUCAUUGCUAGAGAUGAGAGAGGUUUGUAUGCAAUGGGAGCAAAGACUCAGAAGAACUGAAUCAAGCCUUUUUUCUUUUUUUUUUCUCUGUCAGAACAAGGACUUGUGAAUGUCACACUGCAGUAAUUCAGGACAGUUGGAUGUUUUGUGUGCAUUUAUUAAGUUUGACAAAACAGAUCAUGGAGCAAAAUGUGUUUAAAAAAAAACAAAAACGCUUUCUUUCACCCUUCUCUCCACCCAGUAAACCCCUUUAACACCACAAAGGCCUUUUACAAAACCUUUAUACAUUUUCUAGAGACAGCUCAAUCUAUUGCUACUAUUUCACUGUGAAAAACCACAGCUACCAAAAAAAGUACUUGUGAUAUUGCACUUUAAUAGUUCUCUGAAAUAUCUGAAGCCCUGUUUUGAGAAUCAAGAAAAAUGAAAAUAUUGCAGUGCCUACAGUGAUUACACUCUAUACAUUUUGGUUUAAGAUGACAGUUAUAAAAAAAAUAAAAAAAUAUCCAUGGAUUGAUAUAAAACCAAACAUACCUUAAAGAUUAGAAGCAAAAAAAAUAGAUGUUACAAGUACUUAAUUUUAAUAAACGCACAAAGUAUUUAUAAAUGUUAUUGUAUCUACCGGGAGGCAUCUGAAUUGUGACUGUUUUGAUAUGAAGCGCUAAUACUGAUUUUACCAUUUUUUGGCAACUAAACAUUAAAGACCAGAUGUAAAACA
Molecule: messenger RNA, 3387 nt
Organism: Cyprinus carpio (common carp)
Lineage: Eukaryota; Metazoa; Chordata; Actinopteri; Cypriniformes; Cyprinidae
Product: estrogen receptor beta-1
Exons: 11
Coding region: 503-2137 (544 amino acids)
Biological process (GO): cellular response to estradiol stimulus; regulation of DNA-templated transcription; estrogen receptor signaling pathway
Cellular component (GO): nucleus
Molecular function (GO): nuclear receptor activity; nuclear estrogen receptor activity; zinc ion binding
Source: RefSeq, a predicted model, not a curated record